AUGCCUUCCGACUCCCUCAUGCCCAAGAGCGAUUCCUUCAGUGCCCGCACCCGCGGCGCCAGCCACAUCGACUUCAAGACCGCUACCACCGGCGUCGCCGCAAAGGCCAUGCGCAACGAGAUCAGCAACCUCGUCAAGUCCGUCAAGGACCCAGACACCAAGCGUGCCUUCGACACCGAGAUGCAGUCCUUCUUUUACCUCUUUACCCGCUACCUCUCCCAACGCGCGCGCAGCCAGGAACUUGACUGGGACAAAAUCAAAUCGCCUGCAGAAGAUCAGAUCGUCCCGUACUCCAAGCUACCUGAGAAAGCCGACAUCUCAAACCUCAACAAGCUUGCUGUGCUCAAGGUCAAUGGCGGUCUCGGUACUUCCAUGGGGAUGACCGGUGCCAAGUCUGCACUCGAAGUCAAGGACGACAUGACGUUCCUCGACCUGACCGUGCGGCAGAUUGAGCACCUGAACACGACACAUCGCGUCGACGUGCCCAUGAUCCUCAUGACCUCCUUCAACACGCACGAGGACACGCUGCGAAUCAUUAAGAAGUACGCAAACCAGCAGCUGCGCAUCACGACGUUCAACCAGAGCCGCUAUCCGCGCAUCUACAAGGAGACGCUCCUUCCGUGCCCCAAGACCGCGGAUGACGACAAGAAGCAGUGGUAUCCGCCCGGCCACGGUGAUCUGUACAAUGCGUUGUACCAGAGCGGUGUGCUCGACCAGCUGCUGGCGGAGGGCAAGGAGUACCUCUUUGUGUCCAACUCGGAUAACUUGGGCGCUGUCGUUGAUGAGAACAUCUUGCAGCACAUGAUCGAUUCACAAGCAGACUUCCUUAUGGAGGUCACAGACAAGACGAAGGCCGACGUCAAGGGUGGAACGCUCAUUGACUACGAGGGCAAUAUCCAGCUGCUCGAGAUUGCGCAGGUGCCGUCGGAGCACGUCGAGGACUUCAAAUCUGUGCGCAAGUUCAAGAUCUUCAACACGAACAACAUUUGGCUCAACCUCAAGGCGCUGAAGGAGAUCAUGGAUAAGGGCGAGAUGGAGCUCGACAUCAUCGUGAACCCGAAGACGACAGAGGACGGGCAGGCGGUGAUCCAGCUCGAGACGGCUUUGGGUGCGGCGAUCAAGCACUUCCGGAAUGCGCACGGCGUCAACGUACCGCGCUCGCGUUUCUUGCCUGUGAAGAGCUGUUCGGACUUGCUCCUUAUCAAGAGCGACAUCUAUUCGUUGCAGCAUGGUCAGCUGGUGAUUAACGAACAGAGGAUGUUUGAGACGACGCCUGUGAUCAAGCUGGGCGAUCACUUCAAGAAGAUUGCGCAGUUCCAGAAGCGAUUCAAGAAGAUCCCGAAGAUCAUCGAGCUGGACCACCUAACCGUGACGGGCGAUGUUUACUUUGGGCGGAACGUCACCCUGCGUGGGACAGUCAUCAUCGUUGCGAACGAAGGACAGAGCAUCCAUAUCCCGGAUGGAUGUAUACUCGAGAACCGAUUGCUCUCGGGAAACCUCAACAUGAUCGAGCUAUGA
Messenger RNA from Laetiporus sulphureus 93-53, 1518 nucleotides. Its product is annotated as UTP-glucose-1-phosphate uridylyltransferase. NCBI's taxonomy places the organism in Eukaryota, Fungi, Basidiomycota, Agaricomycetes, Polyporales, Laetiporaceae. Gene Ontology annotation, cellular component: cytoplasm. Bases 1 to 1518 code for a protein of 505 amino acids. The transcript is spliced from 9 exons. Gene Ontology annotation, molecular function: UTP:glucose-1-phosphate uridylyltransferase activity. Gene Ontology annotation, biological process: UDP-alpha-D-glucose metabolic process; glycogen metabolic process. The record is from RefSeq and is a predicted model, not a curated record.